UAGCGAGGAGUUUUUUUUUUUUUCCUUACUUUUUUUUUUCUCCUCAUAUUACUUUUUUUUUUUUUUUUUUAAACUAACGGAUUAUUAUUGUUGUUGUUUUAAAUUUAGCUCCCCGGGCUGAGCUGUUUGGAUUUCGCUCGCGCUGUCCCGGCUCCCCGGCUCGUCCGGCCGCCGCCUGCGCCCCUCGCUCGGCUCAGCCCCGGGGAGCGCGGCGGGGUCCGGGGCCGCGGGGGACCGCGCCGUCCGCCUCCUCCGCCGCCUCCGCGCGCUCGGCUGCUCGCAGCCCUCCGGGCCGGGCCGGGCAGGGCAGAGAACCGAAAGCGAUCGUGCUCGGCGGCACCCAACGCGCCCCAGCCCCAGCGCCCAGCCACCCGGCCGGUCACCCAGCCGGCCCGGCCAGGCCGCGGCGGCCGCCCGGCACAACAACCAGGAUGUUCGCCGCCGGGCUGGCCCCCUUCUACGCCUCCAACUUCAGCCUCUGGUCGGCCGCCUACUGCACGUCGGCCGGCCCGGGCGGCUGCUCCUUCCCGCUGGACCCCGCCGGGGUCAAGAAGCCGUCCUUCUGCAUCGCCGACAUUCUGCACGCCGGCGUGGGCGAGCCGGGGGCCGCCCCGGAGGGCCUGGCGGGGGCCUCGGCCGCCGCGCUCACCGCGCACUUGGGCUCGGCGCACCCGCACGCCUCCUUCCCGGCCGCCGCCACCGCCAGGUCCCCGCUGCGACCCACCCCAGUGGUGGCGCCCCCCGACGUUCCGGCUGGCUUCCCGCAGCGGCUGUCCCCGCUCCAGGCGGCCUACCACCACCACCACCCCCCGCAGCCGCCGCCGCAGCCCCAGCCACAGCCCCAGCGGUCGUCCCGGGCCGGCGCCCUGCAGCCCCUGGCGCCCGCGGCGCGCGGGGUCCCGAACCCGCACCCCGGCGGCUUGGUCCCGGCCCCCUCCAGCAAGGACCUCAAAUUUGGAAUUGACCGCAUCUUGUCUGCAGAAUUCGACCCCAAAGUCAAGGAAGGCAACACGCUGAGAGACCUCACCUCCCUGCUGACAGGUGGACGGCCUACAGGGGUGCACCUCGCAGGCCUGCAGCCUUCCACUGGCCAGUUCUUCACGUCUCUAGAUCCCAUUAACGAGGCUUCCGCCAUCCUGAGUCCUUUAAGCUCCAACCCCAGAAAUUCAGUUCAGCAUCAGUUUCAAGACACGUUUCCAGGUCCCUAUGCCGUGCUCACCAAGGACACCAUGCCGCAGACAUACAAGAGAAAGCGCUCUUGGUCAAGGGCAGUCUUCUCCAACCUGCAGAGGAAAGGUCUGGAGAAGAGGUUUGAGAUUCAGAAGUACGUGACCAAACCCGAUCGAAAGCAGCUGGCGGCCAUGCUGGGCCUCACAGAUGCCCAGGUGAAGGUGUGGUUCCAGAACCGGCGCAUGAAGUGGAGACACUCCAAGGAGGCCCAGGCGCAGAAGGACAAGGACAAGGAGGCAGGCGAGAAGCCUCCGGGGGUGGUGCCGGCAGAGGACCUUGAACGGGAGGAACGCAGCCUCAGCCACUCGGAGGGCGAGGUAGAGAGUGACAGCAGCGACUCCGAGUCCCUGGACAUGGCCCCCAGCGACUCGGAGAGGACUGAGGGCACUGAGCGGCCACUGCACCCCACCACCGUCAUCAAGGCCUCGACGGGCACCCUGCUACCCACCAGUGGCUUCAGCUUCAGUGGCCCAGGCGUGGGCAGUGCCAGCAGUCUGGGCGGCGGCAGCUCCCCUGAGCUACUCCCAACACCCCAGCCCAUCCUCAGCAGUGCCCCCAAAAGCCCUGAGCCCGCCCAGGUGCCGAUUGGCAGCCUAUAGACAGAGCCCAGGCGCAGGCCCCCGGGCUGCAUGGACUUGGCCAGCCUGUGGGUGUGGACUGGAUUUAUACUGACUUGGGUGCCGGCACACGAGUCUCAGCUGAGGCCGGAGUGGCUUCCCCAGCUUCGUGUAUGCACUGCAGAUAGCUCAGGGGUUCAGGACUUCCCCCAAAGAACACCUCUCUGCGAUGCAAGCCACGCACACUGUGAAGUGUUUGACAAACUGCUCUCCUGCAUGGUUCUGCACAAGGAGGCCUCCGACUUGUAAAUAAAAUGUGUCCUAUGAUUCCUAAA
Erinaceus europaeus (western European hedgehog) is the source of this 2122-nucleotide messenger RNA. RefSeq names its product H2.0 like homeobox (gene HLX). The record is from RefSeq and is a predicted model, not a curated record. The transcript is spliced from 4 exons. Bases 432 to 1829 code for a protein of 465 amino acids. NCBI's taxonomy places the organism in Eukaryota, Metazoa, Chordata, Mammalia, Eulipotyphla, Erinaceidae. Gene Ontology annotation, molecular function: DNA-binding transcription factor activity, RNA polymerase II-specific; sequence-specific DNA binding. Gene Ontology annotation, biological process: regulation of DNA-templated transcription.